AGUAACCCAUUAAUUGUUUUGAAUAAAAACCCAAGCCCAAAUGAAAAGCUACAAAAUUCUCACACAAGUACAAGCGGCAACUCACCCCGCCUAUCACCCUGUUCCCGCCAUUAAAAUCCUUUUUUCAAUCUUUUCCGAUUCUCUUAUUUAACAAACACACUCCAUUCUUUUUUCCUACCACAUUUAACCGAUUUAACAAUAUUCACUAACAAUCUCAAAAAACGAUGGUUCUUUCAUUCGAGCCCUCGAAACCAGUUAAAUUCUACGGCUCAAGCCUUCCUCGCCCUCGAAUUUACGUCAACCCUGACGGUAGCGACCGUGUAUAUCCUCCUCUCUCCGUCACCGAUCCAUUAAUGUCCUGGGCCCAAGAAGCCCAUUGGUCCAUGGGCGGGCUCAGCUUCAAACGUCUCCGUCUCAUGGGUAAAAUCGAAGGCAAUGUUGAAAAACUCCGUACUCAACGCGAGAAAGAAUCCAAUACCAAAAGCCCGAGCUUUGAUCUUCGCAGAUCUUUGAGUUCUCUUUCUCCCACACCUUCCCCGUCCCCACCGCCUGCUCCGAUUUCUUCAAAGCGUCGCAGACUCGAGACUCUUCUCGAGGAGGAAGUUAGGGUUUCGAGUCCUGUUACCAGUGGAAGGCGUUUGGUAAAGAAGCUCGGUGAUGAUUUCGAUCGAGUUGCUUCUCCUGAGAACAAUCGGUCUACUGAGGUGGUUGUUUCGAAUUUGGUGGCUGCUCCGGUGAAGAUUCGGAGUCGGAGAUUGGUUAAAAUCGGUGAUGCUGUGAAAAAGGCUGUUGAAACGAAAGAGAAAUUGAAAAGAAAGGUUGCUGAAGAGGAAGAGAAAAGCCCUGUUUCUGGGAUUAGGAUUAGAACUUCUUCCAGAUUGGUUAAGACUAGGUCUAAUUAGGGUUUUGUAAUAUAAACCGUGUUCACUUAUUAUAUCAAUCAGUUUUAUUAUAUUUUGUAGAUAAAUUGGAGAGAAUAAGUAAUGGCAUUUGUUAA
This is a messenger RNA of Lathyrus oleraceus (garden pea), 997 nucleotides long. RefSeq lists its product as uncharacterized. NCBI's taxonomy places the organism in Eukaryota, Viridiplantae, Streptophyta, Magnoliopsida, Fabales, Fabaceae. The record is from RefSeq and is a predicted model, not a curated record. The coding region runs from base 225 to 902 and encodes 225 amino acids. The transcript has a single exon.